AUGUUCACGCUCUCUCUCCUGAGCCGGGGACAUGGGAAGUUGGUCCAGAACAAACAGAAGCUAGAAGUCUAUUUUGAACCAGAGGAUUACUUGAACUGGAAGUCCCCAGAAGAUUAUGUCCUGGUCAACAAACCGCAGGAUAAGGGCAGUGCCAAUCAGCACACCUGGAGCCUCUUUCUUCCUAAAACAUUCAGUACUAGAAAAGGUGCUCUGAUCCUCUACUCAGAAGGUUUAGCCAUAUCAGCAUGGACACCCGAAGAGAGGAGAAGAGGCCCCUACUGCCCCAAAGGCCACAGGAAGAGGCCAGAUCUUGAACUACACACACUUCAGGACCUUAAAGAAGCCAUCCUGUCAUAUGGAAGGAGACAGAGGGAACAGGACAGAGCCUGGCAACCGUACCUCCACUUCCGAAGCCAACCAGAGACCCAGGCCCAACGGCAGAUGCAGCCUGGGUAUUCAGCCAAGAGAUACCUGCGAGGCCUCUUGCAGACAUGGCCCCCUGACACCAUGUACAGGCUCCAAUGUGCAGGAUACAUCAAGGAUUCUGUGCUGCUCCAGAACAAUCAACUUAAUGUACCAAAGAAUCUCAGGCUACAACAGGAUCUUUCAGGUGUACCCCCAAAAUACCAUCUCCUGCCUGUCUUCCCUCCAUUUUGGAUUCAACAAGGAAAAACUUUUGAACAAGGUCAACAGGGCCUGGCUGGAGGGGAAGCUGGGGCCGGUGGACAUGUGGACCAGGGCUCUGUAGCCACGAACCACAGCAGUCAGGGGAUUCACUUGCCGCCACUCAGGAAGCAGUCAUGGCAGAAAGAUGAAACCCAGGCAGAGGACACAUCAAUAGAGAAUCACCAUCAUACACACACUUCAAAGGAGAGCCACAAUGAAAAAAUACAGCAAACCUCCCGAAGGGCCUUUGGGCAUGCCCACAUCGAUCAUUCUUGGCUCCUGAGUGACAAAUCCCACAUUACAUUCUAUGGAGGAGCCUUCCCCAAUAGAAAGGCAGAUCUCAGCGAAAGACAAGGGAAUAUAAAACUCCACAAGGGCAGAAGCAGCCACUUGUUACAGGAGCCUCCUGCUGAAAGAUGCCUUUUCCCUCCUAUAGCACCUGCUACUGGCUCAGAGAAAAACACAGCUGGGGAAGUGAAGAAGAAAAAGGUACCAAAGGCUUUGAAAUUACCCCCUAUCUCAGAAGAACAACCCAGAGUCCUGGAUCCCCUGAGGAGUCCAUUUAAAGCCAGUGAACCUCCAGCAGAGCUCUUCAUCUUCCCAGUGGAGAUUCAUUUCCAUACCCAAAACCCCCCAAAAGGAAAACCACACAGAAGAGGUGCCCCACAGCCUGAGUCAGGACCGGAAACAGAAGAAAAGGCCAGGCCUUUAUGGAAACCUCCCCUGAAGCAUACAUCCCCAGAAAAGCCAAGGGAGUUAACAGUACAUCUCCCAGUGGACACAGGCAAGGACAUGCUCUCAUGUCAAGACGUUGAUGCCCUAUUCCAGAAUGUGACCCCACCACUGUCCCUGAUUAAAGGAAGAAAAAGUCCAGAGGGCCAGCAGGGCCUGGACAAACCCAGGACAUCAAGCUGCAGCAGUUCCAUAGGCCCCUUGGAUAUGAGAAGGGCCAGGGGGGCCCUUCCAGCAGAAGAACAAGACAGCAGAGACCCCACAGUGGGACACUUCUUGCUGGAUCCAGAUGGAGAAAACAUCUGCCUGUCCCUCCCAGGGCCUACUAAAACCAAAGAACCUCUUUCAGGUAAAGCCUAUGAAUCUGUCAAUUCAAAUACCAGCCAUGCAAAGGAGGGGUCUAGUAUUCAGCGUCCCCUAAGAACAAACACUGAAUCCAGAACCUAUCUUCUCACGAAUCUUAAUGAAAUCUCACCUUUGACCCAAAAGCCAGAGAAGCAGGGAGCCCAGCAGUCCUUGGAGGCAGCAGCUCAGAAGACAGGAGAGCCUCAAAGUUGUAUAAAUAAAGGGCUGAUAUGUUCAAACAGAAAAGAAUUUUACACGCGCAAGCUGCACAUCGACAUGACGCCGUUCCUGAAGGAAAAUGGAGAUGAACUGAACUAUCAUGAAGAACCAGGAGAACCCCUCCGAGAAAAUCAAGACACCCAAGACCAGGAACUGAGGAGUAUGACCCUUGACCCCCUUAGUGUUUCCGUGGCUGAGCACAUCCAGAUCUCUGAGUCAGAUACUAUCCAAAAGACGGGCAGAGAUUAUGGUGUACACCAUCUGCACAGAAGACUCCCAGGACACGAGUCCCCAGAGCAGUUGGGUCCUGUAGAUGCAUCUCUUCUCCCAAGAGGAAGAGAAGGGAAGAAUGAACCAAGACUGUUCAACCAGCAGGUACUAGCCAACAUGAGUGUAAGUAUGGAGUUGAUUGACAAAGCCAAGAGAAAGAAAAGAACCAAAACAGACAAGUCCAAGGUACCUAAGGAGAGGAGAGAAGGAAAGGUCCACAGGGAAGCAGAGGCUGUUGUUGGAAAGUCAAAGGAAUCAAAGGCUGAAAAGAAAUCAGAGCCAAUUCCCAAAGAAAGAAAGCCAAGAUCCAAAAGGAAAAGGACACAGAAGAAAAGGAAUCUGGAAAUAGCAAAGCUGAGUGGGCCUGAUGUCAUUAACCCUAAGGAAACAGAAGACACUUUAGAUAGAGGUUUCUCUCCUACAGAUUCUUUUGUGGAGGACAUUUGGUUUUCCCACAAGUAUGAUACUCAGGAGAGCCAAGUGUCCAUAGAUGGAAGAUCAUCACCCACCCAGGCUAUACCUGUCACCGGAAACAUGGAAUCUAAAGAAGAAAGAAGUUAUGAGGACCCUUCCAAAGCCCUCCUCGCCGAGAGGGAGCAAGAGGGAGCGUCCCGGGACAGGCUGCGAGCAGAGAGGGCUGAGAUGAGACGCUUGGAAGUGGAGAGGAGGCGAAGGGACCAGGAAGAGCAGAGGCGGCUCCUUCAGGAGCAGCUGGAGAGGGCGGAGAAGAUGAAGGAGGAGCUGGAGCUGGAGCAGCGGGCCCGCGCGGAGGAGAACCGCCUGAGGAAGCAGAGACUGGAAGAAGAACGGCAGCGGCAGGAGGAAGAGGAGAGGAAACAGCAACAUCGGUUGCAAGUGGCCCAGGAGAGAGUCCGGCAGCAACAGGAGGAGUUCUGGAGGAAACUGCAAGAACUACAGAGAAAAAAGCAGCAGGAAGAAGCCAAGCGAGCUGAGGUUGAGAGGCAGAAGGAGAAGGAAUUGGAAAUGCAGUUAGCAGAAGAACAGAAACGCCUGAUGGAGAUGGCUGAAGAAGAACGGCUAGAGUACCAGCAUAGGAAGCAGGAAGCAGAAGAGAAGGCGCAGCUGGAAGCAGAGGAGAGAAGGCAAAGGGAGGAGGAAGCAGCCAGGCUGGCUCUGGAGGAAGCUAUGAAACAAGCACAGGAACAAGCCAGGCAAAAAGAUGCUUUGAAGAAACGACUUCAUUUCCAUCAAGAACUCUAUAAGGAAGCCAGUGGCCUGCAGUGGACACGGAACAUUUCCAGAUCGUGGGUCUACUCUUACUUCCAGUUUCUACAAAUACCCAGAUCUUAAGGCUAGAAGAAAACUAAAAAGUAAGUUGGGAGGUGGUGACAGAAAUUCUAAUAAUGGAAAUGAUAUUCCAUUUCAUCGAGUUCACCUCAACCCACACUGAGCUUCACUCUAGGACCUCAAUUCCCACUACCCCUUCCCAUCACACAUACCUGACUUGAAGUAUUUCAUUUCACAGUCAGUGUGUCUGAAAGAGUUGCAGAUUAGUGGAAAUUCUAUAAUGCAAAUAAUUCUGAAUAAGCUGGGAUCCCUGGGUGGCGCAGCGGUUUGGCGCCUGCCUUUGGCCCAGGGCGCGAUCCUGGAGACCCGGGAUCGAAUCCCACAUCGGGCUCCCGGUGCAUGGAGCCUGCUUCUCCCUCUGCCUAUGUCUCUGCCUCUCUCUCUCUCUCUCUUUGACUAUCAUCAAUAAAAUAAAAAAAAAAAUUCUGAAUAAGCUAAGGAGUUCAUUUAUUAAGAACUUCAUUCUCUAUAAGGCAAAAACACAUUUCAUCCUAAGAAUCUAAAAUUUGUCCAUUUAAAACAAGGUAAUCUCUUGAUAAAUGUUCAUUUGAACAAAAUGAGCCAUUUUAUUCAAGGUAUUCUCACUUCCUCAAAAUAUAGAUUCUAGAGCUACACUGGCCAAUUAAGUAGCCACAUAUAACUUUAAAUAUGUUAAGCAUUCAGUUCUCCAGCUAUAUUAACCACAUUUCAAGUGCUCAAUAGCCACAUGUAGCUACUGGCUACAUUACUGGACGGUACAGAUGUAGAACAUUUCCAACAUCACAGAAAGUUCUCUGGACAGUCCUGUUCUAGACUCAAUAAUUAACAAAUCUUGAGGAUUUGUUCCUAUGCCUUUAAGAUCCAACCACUCACAUAACUUCCCCAUUUUUUUAAAAAGAUUUAUUCAUUUAUCUAGAUAGAAAGCACAAGCUGUGGGGAGGAGCAGAGAGAGUAUCUCAAGUGGACUCCACCCUGAGUGCAGAGCCCAAUGUGUAGCUCGAUCUCACAACACUGAGAUCACGACCCAAGCUGACACCAAGAGUGGGAUGCUCAACCCACCGCACCACCAUAAUUUCCCCGUUUUUAAAAAUCAUACUCUAUUAAGGUAUAAUCUUAAUUUUUUCUUUAACAUCUCUUUAAAUAAGUAUCUAUCCUAGAAUGAUCAUUAAAAGGGAUGAGAGAUCUUUACAAGCAAGAUAUAUAAAAGGAUGUUAAAGCAAGCAGUAUCUGAACUUGAAUUUUCCUACAAAUUUCCUUUGGCCCUACUCUAAACUUCACCGUCUGCAGCUGACAAACAGAGUAUUUGCAGAGGAUUCCCUCAAAUUUCUCACCAAUGCUGUAAAGUAUUUGCUCUUUACAGGAACCGUACUUCUACAAUCCAGAAGUCCAACGUAAUUUUUAUUCUGUAUUGCUAUUAUCAGACUUGCUUAGAUUUGAUGACUUUUAGCUAUUUGCUUUAUUUGUAAAACAGAAAAUAAAAUGGCCAAAACACUGUCAGUGAUUUUAAAUAUGUCACAAACUUUUUCUCAGAAUUGUCCAUCCUACUUGCACAUUCAUUCAUUCAUUCAUUCAAGUCAUUCAACAAUGCUUAAGCAGGUAAGAAAGGAGCAUUUCAAAUAAUACAAGAACAGAAGAAAGAGCACUCAAGGAAAACAUCCUUGUGGGGGAAAUUACCAUUACCGACUUUAUUUUCUCCCUUCUUUUACAAAUUUAGGAUGUUGCAGUCAAGCACCAGGUAGAGCAGCUACACUAAAUGUUAUUCAAGGUUCCUUUUCAAAUCUGAUAUUCUAUAAAAUUGUUGCUGUGAAAGUCCUAGUUUACCAGCACUACUACACCAGAUAAGCACAUUUUAGUAAGUUAACCAUAGCAGAAUGCAACGUAUUUAGAAGAAUCCAAUAAACUAAAUAAGUUUAUUUCCCCAGAGCUAAACUCUACCGCCUAAAUGCUAACCUUCAGACAGAGAUACAAACAAAAUUAAGAUACCAACUACAUACUCUUGCAUUCUGAAUAGCUCAAAUAGCCUAUCAAGUUUGUUACUCAGGCCUGAAAUAUGCAAUUCAAUGAGGAUUUUUCAGAAAAGGGCCCCAUUCCUAGUCACUACUUAAUAUAAUAUGAUAAAUGCCAGGUGACAGUCUAAAGGCUCUAAUUUACCUAAGCUAAACAUGUACAACACAAAUAAUUUUUCAGUUAGGGUCAGACAUAGGAAUUUGUAAGGCAAGCCAAUUAUUUUUAACAGGUGACUUGAGUAGGGUAUUUAAGCUAUAACGGUUUAUAAAAUGUAUUAGAGAUAAGUUUUAUUUGCUCUUCUAAAGUACUCAGAUGACAUUCUACCUGGAAUAACACGAAAGAGGAUUAUGUGUAUGCAUACAUAUACUAAAUCCUGUGAUUCGUUAAGAGUUAAAAAGCUAAGCCCUCUAAUAGGAACUAAUUUAGUACUUUAAUUUUAUACAAAGUUUAAAUAUUUAAGAUGAAAUAAAAAGAAAAUAUAAACAAAUAUAAACAAAGUAUACCAAACCUUAACCUAAGCAGAAAACAUUCUGUAAAUUGUUAAAGGAAAAACUGAGAAUUAUCAAUAUGAAUCAAUUAAUUUUUGGCAUGCCCAUUUAUUCAACAUGACUGGGUAACUAUAUCAUAGAUAUGCACCAUACAAGAAUAUCAAGUUAAAAAAAAAAAACAGAACACUGAGUAUUUAAGAAGGUAGCGUGGCCUUAAUUAAAUCCUUAAUUCAAAGGCACUUCAGUAGCUU
This is a messenger RNA of Nyctereutes procyonoides (raccoon dog), 6265 nucleotides long. Its product is annotated as KIAA2012 ortholog. The record is from RefSeq and is a predicted model, not a curated record. The transcript is spliced from 24 exons. The coding region runs from base 1 to 3543 and encodes 1180 amino acids. NCBI's taxonomy places the organism in Eukaryota, Metazoa, Chordata, Mammalia, Carnivora, Canidae.